ACACCGUCCGCGUGCCUUCUCCAGUGCCUCUCCCUAUGUGGGGCAUCUGUUUACUCCAAAUUGCGAGCUCCCACGAAAAUCCCGCUCCCACGCGUCUCAGCUUUUGUCUGAGCAUGAAUCCAACCGUCGCACGUGCGCCACUGCUUCUCACGUACGUAAGACCAACAAAAUGAAGUUGUACGACAUCUCUCUGUACAGAUACCUGCCAAAUGACCAUCGAUAUUUCAGCGUCUGUCUCUGCGUACUACGUACCAAUGAAUGCAGGUUCGCGUCUGAGGCUCGGCAUCCGUCCCGUCGUGCCCAGCACUUCACGGCACCCACCGGAGACGGCCGACACCCGAGUCAUUACCGACCCCAACAAGCAGCAGAGCCUGUAGAAGCAAGGGAGGCCGAUGUUGCGGUUGCCCUUGAGGACGAUGAUGACACGGGGCUGCUGCCGAAGGGGUACUACGACGAUGAGGGGGUUCAGGUACGUACGGAAUGAGUGGGAAUUCUGCGGAACUUGCGCGCACACUGUGUCUGUACACAUCCAUCUCCCGUACGCUGAGCAGGACUACUACUUCUGCCAGACAGAAAAGCGGAUAGUUGGCGAAACGCGGGUCGCGGCGGACGUGUAUGGCCUGUGCUGUGUGUCUUGCUUGGGCGGUUUUGAAGUGAGCCCCAUCGGAAAGGUGCGUGACUAAUACUCACUCAUAGCAUCAGGAAAAGCCAUGCAUUGCAUCGUUGAUGAUCGUUCUUUGUCCUGGUUCUCCUCAAGGCUAUCGGGAUGCACCCAGUCGCGUCCUUCUGCCUGGCAGCGCUUGCUGUAGCGAUCCAGUUGGCGUUCCUGACCGUCCUGGACAUCAACGUGUGGAAUGUGCUCGUCUCAACGCUGGGCGACAUGGAGAUAACGAGCGAGGACUUGCGGAGAAUACGGGAGGCGUUCGAUCAGCUGAUCGAGGCGCAGACGGUGCACCUGACAGAGCAAGACUACCCCAUUGAUGAUCUGAUAUGCAGUAUCGCUGGAGUCGUUGUCCUCAUGUUGGUGCUCGGUCCCGACAUUCGUGAGCGUGUCAAGUGUCUCGAGCUGACGGGCUGUAUGGCUUUCCCCCUGACCGAGACAAUGUGGGCCGACUAUGAACUGAGGGUACGCUGCACAAAUGCACCCACCGAUGCCUUCGACUGGCUGCUAUUUCAAGCACAUACCGAUUGUUGAUUUGUUGACCGCGCGUCUGCCAACCAACCAGAUGUCUCAUCCCACGUGGCGGCCCCUGCUGCCUCACCGGACGCGUUCGAUCAUCGAGAAAAGCGCAGGAUACUUCUACCUCUAUCUCGCGGCACUCGCCAACUUCACUGGUCAGUUCCACGAAGGGAGACACCACAGCCAGUCAGCUUCCGUCCUUUCACAUUUCCGACGGCUGGCUGUGUGUCAGGCUUCUGUAUGGACUUCUACUUGGAAGCAAUGUGAGCAACUUCCAACGUGGCAUCCUCGAGUUCAGUGCGACAAUAUCACAUAGACCAGAUGACGCACAUUAAGAUAAACAGGUCUGAGGGUGUGUGUCCGUUCAGCGCUCAUCCAGAUACAUGAAACCCAAAACAGAUGACAUCCAUACACUCCAAUCCACCGA
Vitrella brassicaformis is the source of this 1607-nucleotide messenger RNA. The record is from the annotation of a GenBank genome assembly. NCBI's taxonomy places the organism in Eukaryota, Vitrellaceae.